AUUCGAACACAGCUCAGUUCCGAUUAUAUACCUCAGUGAUCUAGCCUGCCAAAUGACCUUAUUUCGUAUUUGUUGCGUCGCAGAAGUUUUUGAAGGUGUCAUAGCGUCGUAACCUUACUGGAUUUCUAUUGGCUCAAGCAGCUGUCAUUCAAUAAGUCACCCUAUCGUGGAUCUGUUUAUUAAACCGCUGGGUUGGCUCUUUCCUGCGCCUGCGCACACGGGUGUUUUUCCAUGUUACGCAACUAUGUUCUGUCGCUAAGGCUUAAACAUGUCAUUACCAAACAUGUCUGCCUCCAUGGUGGCUAGAGCGACCGUCCGAGCAGUCAGUAAAAGAAAGAUAUUAGCCACUAGAGCGGCUUUAACGCUGACUCCAUCUGCUGUGAAUAGGAUCAGGACCUUACUAGAGGACAAACCAGAAUACAUUGGUGUCAAGGUAGGUGUGAGGACGAGGGGCUGUAAUGGUAUGACCUACACUCUGGACUUCACCAAACAGAAGGAGAAGGCAGAUGAGGAGGUGCUGCAGGAUGGUGUGCGUGUGUUUAUAGAGAAGAAGGCCCAGCUGACUCUGCUGGGGACAGAGAUGGACUUUGUGGAGUCCAAGCUGUCCAGUGAGUUUGUCUUCAACAACCCCAACAUCAAGGGCACCUGCGGCUGUGGCGAGAGCUUCAACAUCUGAGAGAGUCAAACGUCUCCCUCGCACAUACACACUCACCACCCACAACUCCCCUCGCGCACACUCACCACCCACAAACUCCCUCGCACAUGCACACUCACCACCCACAAACUCCCUCGCACAUGCACACUCACCACCCACCAAACCCCCCCGCGCAUACACUCACCACCCACAAAACCCCUCGCGCAUACACUCACCACCCACAAAACCCCUUGCGCCCACACUCACCACCCACAAAACCCCUCGCGCCCACACACACCACCCAACCCCCUCAUCCCUUCCCUACCUGGAGGCCUGUGAGUGAAGUGAAUAAAGUCCUGAUGGACACAACGUGAGA
This is a messenger RNA of Coregonus clupeaformis (lake whitefish), 1010 nucleotides long. Its product is annotated as iron-sulfur cluster assembly 1 homolog, mitochondrial. Gene Ontology annotation, molecular function: 2 iron, 2 sulfur cluster binding. Bases 269 to 676 code for a protein of 135 amino acids. Gene Ontology annotation, biological process: iron-sulfur cluster assembly. The record is from RefSeq and is a predicted model, not a curated record. Gene Ontology annotation, cellular component: cytoplasm; mitochondrion. NCBI's taxonomy places the organism in Eukaryota, Metazoa, Chordata, Actinopteri, Salmoniformes, Salmonidae. The transcript has 4 exons.